UUCGAUUAUUUGACUAACAACGAUUUUGAAAUUUUCAUGGCAACGAAUAAACGCGUUAACAAAACGUUUUCUUAAUAUAUUUUUCGAUGUUUCCAAAUCGACACGAAUAAAUUUCCAAAUGAAUAUCUCAAUGUUGAUAUUCGCUUUCGAAUUGUGCAAGUAUCUUCGCCUCUUUCACGCGUGUUUUCAAAUCAAAGCUGGCGUUUGAGCAGAAUGGCGAACAAAAUUCUUAUCAUCUUGAAGUUUAAACGCAUUUUAUUAUCUAUUGACACUUUGAUAUAAAUUUACAUAAACAGAAAUAAAAAGUUUUAUUUACUUUCCAAAAUUCAGGGUCGUAUUUAUACCUUUGUACGAAUACAACGAGCAAAUUAUAUUUCGUCAAGAUAUUAACCAAAGAAUCGCGCGAAUUCCUUCCAAACUAUUUCCAAGAAGAAAAUCGAAAACCAGUUUCAUCGAAAAACGAACGCAUCGACCUCCUCUUACUCGACAACAAUUUAUGUACACAAAAUAACGCGUGUAUGUAACAUUGAGCUUAAAACCUCGACCAAAUCGCACGAUCGAAUGAUCAAACGAUAAAAACUAACUAAAUUUCUUAAAAAAAUCACCCGAUAACGCUUAUUCACGAGUAAUAAACUGAUCCAGAAAAAAGAGAAAGAAAAACCAAACUUUUCCCUGAAAUCGUUAAGAAUUCGCCAAAAAGGGGAUCGAACCUUUAAAAGAAGAGGAAGAAGAAAGCGGAAACAUGAAGAACGGUCACCCGAUUAUAACAGCGACGUCUUCGUCGAGCCUGGUCAAUCCGGAUUCCACGUCCUCGAACGAGCCUGCGGAACCGAUCAUCAGAUUGAAGCUGGACAAACCGCUCAACUGGGAGUGGGAGCUGACCACGUCCGCGGACACGCUUCCUGUGAUCCAGCUGUUGGACAAGGAUGGCCGCGUUCUGGUCGAGACCAGCGGGCGCACGGCCCAGCGGGCCAGGGGCUCGUUCCGGGAUGGCCUCAAGUCGCACGAGGAGUUCCAGACGAGGGCCGAGGGCCAGUCCGUUUCCACCUCGUUCGCGUCCUCCUCCUCCUCCAGCCCUCCGCCACCGCCGGUUCAAGGGAACAGGAACGUGGACGGGUUCAGCAGCAAGUUUGGCACGUUUCAGUUCGGUUACAAGCCUAGGAAAUCGAGGAGCGAGGUGUCGGUGAAGGAGAGGGAUAAGAAGGGGAGGAGGAAGAAUCGAAAAUCCGGGGAGGAGGAGUGGAAAGAUUCGAGGAAGUAUUCCAUGGGUGAUUACCUGAGGCAGCAGAUCAUAGACGAUCUCUACGGGAGGAGGGAAACGUCGGCCAAGAGCGCCGAGGAGAUCGCCAGAGAGAGGUGCAAGAAGGUGAAGGCUUACCUGAGGAGUCGAAGCGAGACACUGCCCAGCCUGGUCCACGUGGAGGAGGAAGAAGAAGAGGAGAACGAUAUACAAGGCGAGAAAAUCGCAACUCCUCAUCCAAGAAACGAAGAAGAAGAAGAAGACGCGAGAUCGAAAACGGUCGACGACAACGCAAUCGUGCCAAUCGUCGAUAUUUUAAAACAGGUAGAGGACGACGAAGCUGGAAGCGAGCGGAGGAGGAAGAAGGAGGAACUGGAAAGGGUAAGGUCGUUCCUACGAAGGAAGAUACAGCAGAGGAUGGAGUUGGAACGAUCCGACGGGGGAUCGACGGCCGGUAUUCAGAAGAGGUACUCGUGUUACGGGGAGGCGGAGGAGCGGCUGGGUUAUCGGACUCGAAAGGUGCGGAGCGAGACGAGCGUGAUCAGGUUGGAUCGGGAGAGCGUCGUCGAGGGGGACAGAGGGCAGAAGGAUAGGAGGCAGAUGGAGAGAUGGCCGAGGGACGACAACAACAGGUCUCGUUCCAGGGAUAAGUCGGGGCAAAAAGCGUACGGGCGGUCGAGGAGCGAGACGAUCCUCGAGGCGGCGGAAACGGGCUUCGAGGCGAGGGAUUCGGCCCUCGAGAAACGGAAGCUGUACCGAAAGGCGAGGAGCGACGCGUUGGUGGGUCAGAUGGGUGGCAGGAGCGCGGAGGGGGAUCGUUGGAGGGGGGUGGCGAGGAGAACGACGACGGUGAUGGACGAGACGUGGCGCGAGUACAAGGAGAGGAAGAAGCACGAGAGGUUGCGUCGCGACACGGAGGGGAAGGAAGAAGAUCGAACCGAUCUAUGCACUUUCCGCGAUUGCAAGAUCUGUCAGAAUCUGAGGGAUUGCGCCGCGAGGAGGGGGGAGAAGCAGACGAGAAAUCCCGGGAGCCCGGAGAACGGAGAUGGACGGAGGGACGAUACUUCCGAGCUUCUGAUUUCUCUGAACGAUCCCGUGAACGAGGAAGGCCGAGCGAGCACCAGUCUUAGGGGGAACUAUCCGCUCGUCGUCGGCAACGAGGUCGAUGCCUCCCCGAAGAAUCACGUACUCGUCAAGGUACGAGGAGCGAGGAAUCGCGAGGCUCACCCGUCCAACGUGAAUUCGCCUGAUUGCGGUUACAAUACGAUUCCUAAGAAGACUUUUAACGAUUACAAGGAAUUGUACGCGAGAUCGAACGUGAAGAAGAGCGACACGUUUAAGAUCGUGGAUGGAAGCGAGGGGAUCGAGGAAGAUGUCGAGGAGGAGGAGGAGGAAGAGGAGGAGGAGGAGGAGGAGGAGGGAGAGGUGGUUGGGGAUGGAUCGAUCGACGGUUUCGAUUAUUCGAACGGUGAGGGUGUGUUGACGAACAAGUCGAACGAGGAUAUCGCGAGGGAUUACUUUAAAAGGGUGUACGAGUUGUUGAAGAGACGGCAGAAGGAGGCGAGGAGAGUGGCGGAGAAGCAGGAAGUGGCGGGCCGCGAUGAUUCGUCGUCGUCUAAUUACGCGGAGAAGGUGCAAAAGAGGAGACUGCGGCGGAAGAAAAAGGAACGGGGCACGCAAGGUAAUAUUUCAACUAUAAACGAGCUGCAAAAUAUAACAUCUUAUCGCGAGGAAGUCGUAACCGUGGCUCCGGCGAGCGGAGGUCAGGACAGUUGGAAAGUGCAGAGGCUCUCGUUGGGAGGCGGGGAAUCGGCGAGCAAUCGUCGUAAAGGCUGCCGUCCCCAAUUACAGGCGGGGAGCAAGCGAGCAAGGCCGCCACCGCCGAUACCCGGCUUGUCGUGCAAGGUUAAUGCCAAGGACGUGGACGGGUGGUACCCGUUCGACCACUGGCCGAACAAGGAGAACACGCCCGGAAAUGGCGUGAACAACGGGGAGGGAACGAACGACGACGAGGCGAAGCUCGAGAAGAAACUCGGCUCGGACAUGGGCUCGAAUCUGAGCCGGCACAACGGCAAGGGCCUUACGGGGCGGAGGACCCAGUCGUCCGGCAAUUUGUGCGACCCGAAAGGGAAGUUGAACAGCAUGGGGAAGAUAUUGGUCCCGUGUUCCAGCGCGCAGAGGGAGAGAUACAAAUUCUGUGGCUCGUUGCCGAAUCAUCUGGACGACAAGGACGCGUUGGACGACGAUCCGAAGGAAAAUAAUAACGUAAUGACGGAUACGAUCGGUGGGAAUCUUGGUGGGACAUUGCCGCACAAGAAACGAUCGUUGGGCGUGCAUUUCUCGGACGGAGGACCAACCGGGACUCUGGACCUCGUGAAACAUCGAUCCCAAGAUUCUUUGGACGAGAACGAUCCUUGGAGGUAUCAGCAGAGCGAUCUCGAUCUGGUGCGAUGCCGUCACGGUAAUUUCGACUCGGUGAGAAGAAAUCGGAACGCCGAGACGUUGUCUGGCGAUUCGGCGAGAAGGUAUACACGAGGCACGUCCCUUGAGGACAGAUGUCACCGAAAUUCGGAACUGGAUCUGGUGGGCACGCUGCCGAAACGGAAGCAGGACAGCAGGAACGGCGGCGGGAAGAGCGGGGCGAGCUUGGAAACGAACUCUUCGUCGUCCCAACCGUGCGUCCCAGACGCGGCCGACAACGAUCUUCUGAUGCAGAUCGUGCACAAGCCCGAUUGCGAGUUGGUCAGGCAUCGGCAACAGCUCGGCAAGUGCAUCGAUUUGAAGUUGAGCAAACUGGCUGGCGGGGAACCGCAGGAUCAAGGUUACGCCUCGGAACGGUCCCCGGAGGACGAGCAUCCUCCCUCUUUGCCGGGCCAACCCUUCCCGAAUAUCACGGCCGAGAGCACGUUCCGAGUGACAUUGCAGAAAAGCAGCCGAGGACUCGGUUUAAGCGUUUCCGGCGGUGGGACAGCCGGCCCUGUCAGGGUUAAAAGACUGUUUCCUCAACAACCUGCAGCCUUAUCCAACAAACUUCAACCUGGCGAUAUACUUUUGGCUGCCAAUGGAAUUCCUUUAACCGGCCUCACCAACUAUGAGGCCCUCGAAGUUCUACGAACGACGCCCAGUACCGUCGAGUUAGUGGUGUCCCGACUUCCGGGUGAUAUGAGUGUCACGCCACCGGGCGCACCACCACCACCCCCGGCAAGGCGUGAACCACCACCACCACUGCGAAUACUAAAUCCUCUGCCACCCCUUCAAAUCGAACCCUGCGGCGAAUUCGACAUAGAAAUGACAAAGGUCGGUGGCAGCCUGGGCUUCACUCUGAGGAAGGCGGAUAGCAGCGCGCUCGGCCAUUACGUGAGGGCGUUGGUACGCGAGCCGGCGUUGAGCGACGGCCGUAUUCGGCCCGGGGACAAAAUAGUCGCCGUUGACGGUGCACCGUUGUCGCCCAUGAGCCACGAAGAGGCUGUCCAACUGCUGCGACAGUGCGGCCCCACCGUCAGAUUACGGUUGUACAGGGAUCUCGCGCAAACUCCUGUCUCCGCUCUUUCUCCGACCGAGCCCGAUCACCCACUCCGUCCACCACGUACCAGUUUGAGACAAGAGGCUGUAGACAUGCUGUGCGAUCUGGCCGUUCGAAAAUUGUCGCCGGGUACGUCGAGCGGGUCUAGUUGCAAACAAUCAUCCGGAACAUCUUGCAACUCUCCGAGAAGACUACGCCGCCUUGCUACGCGUACUCCCACUGCCGAUGAAGAAACUGUGGAGAAGCAUCCGAGCGUGCACACGACAUCGACGGCCAGCCAGGCGGAGACAUCCGAUUCCGACCAGUGCUCGAUCAGGACUCAGAUAACGAAUUCCCAGCCAAACACACCUGGAACUGACAUAAUCGAUCCGCCACCCCUGUACGACGUCUGCGACUCGAGCGAUUCCUCCAAGACACCUGCCCGCCCGAGUUUCCUCGACUUGUCCGCCCCCCAGGGGAAGCCUCGUUUCCAAUUCUGCAACCUGGACUCGGAUCUCGAUUAUCCCGGUGUCGGGGACGCGAUCAUCAUCGAGGACGAGCUACGCACGAGCACCACGUCGGACGGCGAUUACGAGAGGAUCGAGCCUUCGUCGAUCGCGUUGUCGAGCAACGACCACGACAACGAUCUACCCUCGGAACCGGCCUCGAUGCCGCCCGUACUUUCCUCGACCAGCAGCACGAGCAACGCGGCGUUCAGUUACAAGAAUCCCGCUUAUCAAAGCGCAAAUCCAGCCUGCGGCGCCGGCAUAGACGCCACCUCUGUGACGAAAAACAAGGCCACCCACUCGAGCGACCAGGACAUACCAGGGAAAAUCUUAGGAGCAGAAGAUCCGGGUGGUAGCAAGGGUUUGUUGAAGUGGAAAGGCGUGAUGUUCGCCCCAGAUGAUGGAAUAGAUAAAGCUAAAAAUGAAGAGGAGAAGAACGGGAAAGACACCACGGAUUCAGCUGCCCUUAAUAAAAAUCUUGAACAAGGAAUCGAGGUGUUCAUGGUAGAGCUGACACGUGGUUGGAAUAGUCGAUUAGGAUUCAGCUUGCAACCGGAAGGAAAUCGUACAGUUAUAUCAGUGGUACACCCUGAUAGCGUUGCAGCUAAGGAUGGAAGAUUAAAACAAGGAGAUGUGCUUAUGAUGGUAAAUGAUGAAAGUGUUGAGCAUAUGACGACAGCUGAUAUAAUAGAUCUGUUACGCAAAAUAAGAGGUUCUAUAGGUAUUACAGUGAUGAGACGAAGCAAACGAGAGAACGUAACGUGACGUUAAUCAAGUUAAUUGAAGAACUUGAUUAACAAAAAUGAAAAAAACUUUCACGUUUAUCAUGGUAUCACGUUUUUUUCAUUUUCAAAACUAACAUUCAAUUUACGAACGAAAUGUUACGAUAUAGGUCAAUUCUUCGUUCUUCGUUUUCAAUAUGAAUUUUAUUAGCUUAUUAAAAGACAAUUUGUGCGUUAACUAUUUAUAAAUGGAAUCGAUAUGUUGAUCGAGUGCAAUAUACAUAUAUAAAUGUUGCUGUGAAUACAAUUGUAAAUAUAAUAUACGAGAAUCGAAGCCUUAGAUAUGAUUACUUUUUCAAAAAGAAUGCAAUUCAUGCGAUUAUUAUUGCAUAAUUAAUCAAUUGUAAUUGCAUUCGUUAUAACACUCCAUCUAAUAUUUAAAUUUAAUUAUUGUAUAUUUCAAAAAUUACAUUAUUUGUGUAGAUGAGAUAAAAAUAUCCAAUUGCGGUUUAUUGAAACGAGCUUUUUUAGAGUUCGUUUAAAGUAAUAAGACUGCUUUAAAAAAUAGAAUAUGGCGAAGGUAUAUAUGAAUAAUAGUUGUUUGCCAUAUAGAUAUUUAUUCAAUAAAUACGGAAAUAUGAUAGUGCUCUUUAUUUUUACGUAAUUUCUUAAAAAUUAUAAAAACUUCAUAUUUGAGUAUAUAUAUAGAUAUAUUAUCGGUUGUAAAAACAUCAAUAUUUUUAUAAAUUUUCGCUCUGAGCAAACCUCUCUAUCUUUUAGAGGAUUUGAAACCACAAGACAUUCAAUGUAUAAUUGUAAAAAGUUUAUAUUAUAUCUAACUUGUAUGAAUAUCUCAAAGACACUAUUUACAAAUAUUUUAAAUUUUAAUGAAAGAUAUUUUAAUAUCAUGAGGAAUAUCUAUGUUGAAAUUUGAUUGUAGAAAUUAGGCUGAAUUAAAUUUAUAACGAGAAAUUCUUGUUGCUAUCAAUUUCCUAGGCAAAAUAAAUAUAUGUUUUUAAAAUUCGUUAGGGGAAAGCCUUUAAAUAUAAAUUUUUAAAUGAGUAAAAUCGAAAUUCGAAAGUCUUGUGAUUUAAAAAGUUAGUAUGAUAAUUAAAAUUUCACUGAAAAAGAUUAAAAUGCACGGUUUCGAAUCCUACAUCCAUUAAAAAUUAACAAAUUCGUCAACACGACAUAAAUUGCUUCUUGACAAUCCAACGAUUGUCCACUGUAAUUGAAUGAAAACUUUCUUGAAUUUCAAGAAAAGUGUUUACAAUGUGAUUCAUCGUGAUAAUCUUUUUGAAAAAAAAAAAA
Messenger RNA from Apis mellifera (honey bee), 7281 nucleotides. RefSeq lists its product as uncharacterized. Gene Ontology annotation, molecular function: protein binding. The coding region runs from base 743 to 6013 and encodes 1756 amino acids. The record is from RefSeq and is a predicted model, not a curated record. The transcript is spliced from 13 exons. Lineage: Eukaryota; Metazoa; Arthropoda; Insecta; Hymenoptera; Apidae.